AUGGCCGUCGGGGCAAACAAAGUAUCCAAGCAGAAACCCGAUAACCCGCCUGGAAAACCCGUCGCCAAAGCAGGAGCGACGUCGGCGAAGCAGCCUCGGAAGAGCCUCGAAAAGAAACGGACCUCGGAUGCAGCAUCAGCCAGUAAAUCGAAAAAACCUCAUCGUUACAGACCUGGUACGGUUGCAUUACGGGAAAUCCGACACUAUCAAAAAUCCACUGAUCUCCUGAUGCGGAAACUUCCCUUUGCGCGACUGCUCGCGCGACACUCGAGACCGAACCUGACUCCAAACGACCACGACAAGAAAGCACAUACCAAGCGGAUAUUCCAGACAGACAACGCCGAGCAGCGGAAGAUGAGAGGACGAUUAACCGGGUGGUCGACAGUCCCCAGGGCGCCGGUCGGACGAUCACUACACACGAACAGUCGAUCCUCGGAUCCAGCACGGUUGGCCAAGUGGGAAGAAGACACGAAGGCCGGGAUGGGGCAAGAUGACCAGCCCGACGACCACUCCGCCAACGACCGUCGUCGCCAUCCAUACUCUCUGCACGAGUUCCGAGCCCUGCCGGGGGCGAUGCCUAGGCCGUUGAACGAGCUGCGUGAACGGCUUGAAAUCGAGGAUCUUCAGUGGAUCAUGUUCAGGAACCGGGUCGAUAAGCUCAACCAAGCCUUCUGGGAAACUCAAUCGACCCGAUUCGAAGCCCUCGAGCAGGCCCAGAAAGACUCCGUCCUUCUUGCCCAGAUCGACCACAACACCCAACGACUACCACCAGCGUCAGCAGCCAACGACGAAUGA
Messenger RNA from Puccinia triticina, 795 nucleotides. RefSeq lists its product as uncharacterized. The transcript has 4 exons. Gene Ontology annotation, molecular function: DNA binding; protein heterodimerization activity; structural constituent of chromatin. Bases 1 to 795 code for a protein of 264 amino acids. Gene Ontology annotation, cellular component: nucleosome. The record is from RefSeq and is a predicted model, not a curated record. Lineage: Eukaryota; Fungi; Basidiomycota; Pucciniomycetes; Pucciniales; Pucciniaceae.